This is a messenger RNA of Diospyros lotus (date-plum), 1748 nucleotides long. RefSeq lists its product as uncharacterized. The transcript is spliced from 6 exons. The record is from RefSeq and is a predicted model, not a curated record. Lineage: Eukaryota; Viridiplantae; Streptophyta; Magnoliopsida; Ericales; Ebenaceae. Bases 333 to 1364 code for a protein of 343 amino acids.
CCUGACCCGAUUCCCACGCCUACCCGGAGAUCUGGGUUUCAUUGUUUCCGUUUCUGAGCUGUGUAAUAGGUAAUUAUUAGGAGACUAUGCCAUUAUUUAAGGUCCGAGAAAAUCAGGCGAUGUCUUUUAUACGGACUUGAUAAGCAACUAAUCUGAAAGAGACCAACAAAUACUUUAGUGUCUCUGUUCUCCACGAGGAACAUCAUAGCUUUAUACUGAGACCCCUCUCUUUCUCUUUCUCUCUCUCUCUCUCUGCAAUGUUCGAGAAGUCGGCAGCUAUUUGAGGAAGAGAAAGAGGAAGACCCCUUCCUCCUCGCUCUGUGGAGAUUAGGAUGGCAGAAGAGAUUUUUCUCUUCAAUAAGGAUAAUACUCUUAUCAUAAAGCCUCCCAAGAAAUCUCCAAAAUUGUUAAGGAGAAUAGUUUUAAUAUUUGCAAUAUUUUGCGGCAUGUAUAUAUGCUCAAUCUGCAUAAAGCAAUCACACAUCCGAAGAGAUGCUAGCUUUACGGACAUUGAGGUCAUUGACAGGCCUUGCUGCGAUUAUGGUUGUAAUACAUACCAAAUUCCCUACUUGCAUUACCCGAAGCCUGAAACAUUUAGCAGGGCCGAAUGCACUUGCAAUCCUGUGCGCUUCUUUGCCAUUCUGUCAAUGCAGAGAUCUGGAAGUGGAUGGUUUGAAACAUUGUUGAAUAGUCACAUUAACAUCAGUUCUAAUGGGGAGAUAUUCUCUGUCAAAGAAAGGAGGGAUAAUGCAUCUUCGAUUUUGAGGACCUUGGAUAGAGUUUACAACUUGGACUGGUUUAGUAGUGCUUCGAAGAAUCAGUGCUCGGCAGCUGUUGGCUUCAAAUGGAUGCUUAAUCAGGGAUUGAUGGAGAACCAUAAAGAGAUUGUGGAGUACUUCAAUAAUAGAGGUGUGUCAGUAAUAUUUCUCUUCCGGCGAAAUCUUUUGCGUCGGAUGGUUUCAGUGCUCGCAAAUUCCUAUGACCGACAUGCUAAGCUAUUGAAUGGGACGCACAAAUCUCAUGUGCACUCAAUAGAAGAGGCAGAAACAUUGAUGAAAUACAAACCAAGUAUUAAUUCGACAUCAUUGGUGAAUGAUCUGAAGGAGAUGGAAGUGACAGCAGCCAAAGCAUUGGAAUACUUCAGCAGCACCAGGCAUAUCAUUUUGUACUACGAGGACCUUAUCAGGAACCGCACUAAAUUGGUGCAAGUUCAAGAGUUCCUGAGGCUGCCGGUGAUGAACUUAACAAGCCGGCAGGUCAAGAUACACAAAGGGCCAAUGCGGGAACACAUUAAGAAUUGGGAGGAGGUGAACAAGACACUCCAGGGGACAACUUAUGAGAGCUUCCUCCUUGCAGACUAUUGAUCAUAUAAUGUUCUUCUCUAACCCCACACGGUUUGGUGUAAAUAACUUCUUCAGACUACUACUCGUCGCAAGCUGACACGAACUUCUUUGGUCGACUUAAGCUUUCUGCUGCGGUUAUGGAGUUGCGUGAUGAUUUGGUACUUGUUUCUGCCUUCGUUUACCACUUGUAGCUCUUAUACCCUAUCCUUUUUGCUGUCGUUUGGGUGUUGGGGUAUAGAAUCCAUGUAUAUGUUGUUGGUUCAGCUAAUUUCUUUUGGGCGCAAGCUCGUGUUCAAUUUGGUUUGAACUCAGUUUUUCAGAGCUAGCUCUCUUUUGUUGUUUUAUUUUGUUCUUUUCAUUAAAGGAGGCUGAAACAACACAUUUAUUUACCUUCGGCUUUCUAUA